CCCAACACCACAAGAAUGAAGAGAGCAAAGCCAACGUCUUCACGGAUUACCGAAUUGCCAGACGACUAUGAUGAGAGAAAGCCGGCCACGACGGAGGAGCUGGAGAUGCCUGUUCUCGACGCCUUGAUCUAUUUGAUCCCUCUCUCUUUUCUGCACCUCAUGCUCGAUAUUCUUGUGCAUCAACAGUACUUACAGGAGUACACCGUGCGGGAAGUCGCUUGGAGAACGCUUAGGGCAAUACCAGUGCUCGGUCUAAUCCGUUGCAUAGUCCAUCGUCUUCCGCCCCGUCCACGUCAAUUUGUGUUCUUUCUUGCAUCGGUUGCAUCGGGAUUGUUUCUUAUCCACUCGACGAACAACCAUGGAUACUAUCAUGUCAUGAAGAAGGCACCGUCUUUGGGCACACUAUGGGUAUGGAGCGUGGUGGAGAGUGAACUCAGCCUUGCAAUUGCAUCUUUGGGUAUCGCAGGAGGAUACAUGUAUUUCUGGGAAGGUGGAUCUCUGAAUCUCUAUAAGUGAAGGGAUAUCGGAGAGUGUGGGAAGGUACGAGAUCAUGGUCGCAAGUUAGCGAGAGAGCCGUUGGGGCAUCUCCAUAUCACACAACGUUUCAUGCAUCAAUGAAAAGACGAAAUGACAGCGAC
This is a messenger RNA of Saitoella complicata NRRL Y-17804, 638 nucleotides long. RefSeq lists its product as uncharacterized. Bases 16 to 516 code for a protein of 166 amino acids. The transcript is spliced from 2 exons. The record is from RefSeq and is a predicted model, not a curated record. Lineage: Eukaryota; Fungi; Ascomycota; Saitoellomycetes; Saitoellales; Saitoellaceae.